AAGCUCUACGAGUUCCCGGCGGUACCCUCCCUUGGUUGCCGUCGGGGACUCCUCGAGCCGCAUCGUGCGGAUAGGUGCUUACACACUCGUGUAUCUUACUGGCCCGAGCGCACCUCUCUGUUCUGAUCAGUUGUUCUUGCGUGCCCCUUCGUUGUGCGGCAUCAUGACAGUGCAAUUUUGUUCGAUUAGUUCUGUUUCGACCAGUUGGAAAAGAAAAACGAGGAGGGUCAAACUGGCGAUUUGCAGACAAGCUGUAUUUGAUGUUAUGCAGGUUCACGCUCGUGAUUCAUAUUUUGUGGCUGAUCCGAACACUUUCCCCGCGUUUGGCUGGUUUGAUAACCUCGAUGAUUGUGCGCGAAACCCAUGCCCUUUUCAGGGGAACUCGGAGGAGCAGGUCAAUCUAUUGUUGAGUUUCUUAUCGGUGCGAGAGCCGAAGACCAGUCAAAAAGAUGAGAACUUGGACUUGCAUCUGACUACUGAAGUUGCUUAUGUUGUUUUGCAGAACCUUUUGCCGCCGGCUGGCUCUGAUUAUUCGCAGAGACAGGAGCACAUCAUGAUGUUCCCGAUUCAAAGGUUCCCGCUGUAUCCGUUUCGCCAGUGUCAUCGUUCUCAGACAGAAUUUUGGAGUCCCAGGGGAGUGCAUCGCAUUCUUUACAAGUUGCAUGUGAUAUGAGGUGGCCAGCGCCUACACCUGAGGAGGAGGAGGAAGGAUAUUGCCAUCGCGCUCGUAAGUCGUCGUCGUCGUCGUCGCACAUUUCUUCAGAUGAGUUGCAGACCAAUCAAUCUGAGUGUCAAGCUGCCAGGGACUGGACCCUUGCCAAUGACGAUGCAGUUGCUGUUUGGCGGGAAUUCGAACGGCUCCCGAAAGAUGAGUUUCUUGCUAGGAUCGAGGCGCUCAAGGCAUACAAACUUCGAAUGGGAAUUGAGAGUUCCGAGGAGGCGCCGAGUCCUGAGGAGGAUGCUGGCCGUGGGAAAGGCCAGAGGCACCGCAGAAACAGGGGGCGGGCAAGGGCGAAGGCUCAGGCAGUUCUAACUGGCUCUUCUAUGUCAAAGUCGGCCCAUCCAUCUACUUGCGAUCCCCCCCAACCUCCGUCCUCUUUUCACGAUUCAGUUUCUUCAGCUCUACCCGUCCCAAUUGUGCCCUUCUGGCCCGAAGGCGACAAGGAGGCGGAGGUGGAUGUGUUGCAUACCAAUCAAUCAGAGUGCGAGGAGGACGCUGAUUCGGAUGCGGCCUUCCACGCAUGGGAUAAAAUGGCCACCCAGCGAGAGAGGGCAAAUUUCUACUUGAAGCAGGCUGCUCUGCACCGUUUGUGUGAGGCUUUGCACCGUGAUGGGGAGGAGGGCGCGGACAUCCAGAGACUCUGGGAGCAGUGUCGGUUGGACAAGAUAAGGAUGCACCGUAUUGCAGGGUGGUGCUUCGGGCAUUGGCGGUGCUUGACAUUCUAUUCAAGUGGUGCUCAACGGUUGAUGGAACAAUGCAUGCAGCACCACAUUAUGAACCUCCGUGUAACCUUUAGGCCUUAACUGUGGUUUUGCCGUUUCCGAUCUUGGAUGGAUGGAUGGAGGAUCCAACUUGCUGUUCAAGACUUUAACUUUGCUACGCCUGUGAUAUACAACGUAAGCAUGAACUAGUCGGCCUCCACGGUUUCUUCCUUGGAGGGCGGUCUGUGGAGGGAUAUGCUGCUGAUCGGCUGUUGCUUUGAUCAAUGCAGAGAAACGGCAUUGUAUGGCCGUGGAACACGUUUCGGGUAGCGUCUCAACCAGCUCUUACACCAUUCUCUAACCAGCUCCAACACCUUUGCAAUUUCACAUGUUGUGGGUGGAUUGCGUUUGCUCUCCUUCUUGUCAUCGCGUUGCAGUUUUCAUUUGAACGUUGCUUCAUUCGAGAGUGUCUCAUCACGGUGUGUUGCAUUCCGAUGCCUAUGCCAUUCUGGCUCGGCAGUGUGAUGAUAGGAGUUGGCCUCCUUAGUUCCCCAGUGCUCCGCCUUGAGGCUGAGGGCUCAGUUGUCACAGCUGUCCGCGCCCUGACUAAAACUCAAAAA
Molecule: messenger RNA, 2042 nt
Organism: Prorocentrum cordatum
Lineage: Eukaryota; Dinophyceae; Prorocentrales; Prorocentraceae
Source: the annotation of a GenBank genome assembly